Molecule: messenger RNA, 1062 nt
Organism: Panicum hallii
Lineage: Eukaryota; Viridiplantae; Streptophyta; Magnoliopsida; Poales; Poaceae
Exons: 5
Coding region: 148-765 (205 amino acids)
Biological process (GO): positive regulation of DNA-templated transcription
Cellular component (GO): nucleus
Molecular function (GO): transcription coactivator activity; chromatin DNA binding
Source: RefSeq, a predicted model, not a curated record
CAUCGCUGCGGAAUCUAAACCGCGUUCCAUCCCGAUCUCAUUCACUGCUGAUUCGCGAGUCUUCGUCUUCUGCCGGCGAUCGAUCGAGCGACGCGGCCGAGGGAGGAGGAAUCGGAGCGGGGAGAGGAAGGAGAGGAGGGAGAGAAGAUGGCGGAGAACCCGCAGCUGUUCGGGAACGGGAUGCCCGUGCCGUUCUACGGCGAGAUGUUCGUCCUCGCCCGCGACGGCGUCGAAUUCCACGUCGACAAGAUCCCAUCAGCUCCUGGGGGUCAUGUGAAGACAAAAGGAACAAUUUACCUGUCUAAUAUAAGGAUGGUAUUUGUUGCCAACAAGCCUGUUGGUAACUUCUUUGCUUUUGAUAUGCCCCUGUUGUUUGUGCACGGUGAGAAGUUCAGUCAGCCCAUAUUUCACUGCAACAACAUUUCUGGAUAUGUUGAACCGGUUGUUCCAGACAGCCAGAACAGGGCCCUGUACUCGACGCACACCUUCAAGAUCUUGUUCAAGGAAGGUGGCUGUGGUACUUUCGUCCCUCUCUUCCUGAACCUGGUUGCGUCUGUGCGACGCUACAACCAGUUUGAAGCCCAGUCUGCGGCUAACAUGGCACCACGUGUGGACCCUCUGCAAGCUGCGCAGACUCCUGUUGAUGAAAUGAUGCGUCAUGCGUAUGUUGACCCGAAUGAUCCUACCACGAUCUUCCUUCAGCAACCUGCUCCAGAAUCCCAGCUCAGGAGGAGAAACUACCACGGCCCAGCUGAUAAUUCAUAGUGACAUUUGGCUGGAUUGCCAAAACUUUCAUGCUCAAUUAACUAUUAUGUGCAUUUGAGCAUUUCACCUUCCUGCACUCCCAAGUUUCCAACUGGCUUCCUUUCGCGCGCCGUGUCUUGUGACUUUGUACCGUACAUAAUGUUGUGAUGGAGAGAUGUCUCAAUAAGUGGUGUAUAUAUGCAGUGGCCUGUUGAAAUAUUAUUACUGGAGGGUAACAGUUGCCUGGUUUAUUGGACGACCGUUACCUCGCAUGUUGCGGAAGCAGCAAAUAUUGCUAGUGUUUAAUGUUUCUGUGCA